AUGUCGAAUAAGGGAUUAUCUCUUGACCAAAUAUGUACUAUCAUGCGUAAAGCUGCAGCUAUAACAGUACCAAUUGAACAGAUCUUUGAUCCUGUUACGUCCGAUAUCAUCAAAAAUAUCAUCAUAUUGAAUACAUCUCAGCUAUUAUUGGGUAUCCUGGCUCGAACAAAACCACUACUGCGGACAUCAGGCGAUAUAUUUGGCUCUGUUGUUGCGGAUAGCGAAGCAGAAAUUACAUUAUUAGAUGUUAAUGAACCAAGUUUAGUUCAUUUAUUGUAUGCCCUACAUUUGCUGAAUACAGACGAGGAUGAAUCAAAACGAAUAAUUUAUCAAUAUUCUGAAGAAGCGUUGGAGAUGAUAAAUGAAAAAUGGAACGGAUACACAUUAAUCGUCCGAGAAGCCAUUGAAUACGAUUCAUUUUUAACUUCGAUCUAUGCUAUAACAAAGGUUCAAAUAAACCGUCUCGUUGGCGCCUUAGAUAAUGUUCGUAUUGCCGAUAUGAUACUUGAAAUAGUUCGUGAUCAACAGCAAGGAUUAUCCUACCAUGAUUUCAAAAUAGACACCAUGGAACGUAUAAAAUCCGCAGUGGAAGAAUUCAAAAGAAAUAAAAGAUUCGAAACAAUAUCAUCAGUAACAGCUCAAUCGUCUCUAGCUCUAAUGGAUUAUUACAUCUGUCAGAAGAAAAUCUAUGCUAACAGAAAGAUAGAAGAAACACUGAAAGAACUUCGAGCUCAAUGCGAAGAACAAAAUGAUGAAGCGCAACAAGAAAAUCAGUUCAUAAAACUUGGUAAAGAAAAAGUCGGAAGUGCAAGGAAAGCCUCGACAUUUAUAACCAAAAUUAAUAUCGAUAUAACGACAGCAUCAAAUGAAAUUGCUGAUUUUGGACAAAAACUGUCAAAGUAUGGUGUAUCAUUGCUGCAAUAUAAAGAUUCGUUUCGAACAAUACACGGUGAUGGGUCAACUGAUGAUGAUGGAAUGAAUACUGGAGAUCCAGCUCCAUCAAGAUUAUAG
Didymodactylos carnosus is the source of this 1011-nucleotide messenger RNA. The record is from the annotation of a GenBank genome assembly. NCBI's taxonomy places the organism in Eukaryota, Metazoa, Rotifera, Eurotatoria, Philodinida, Philodinidae.